CAAUUCUCUGUUUCCUCGAAACUUCAUUUAUCUUCUUUGCCAAGACAAAACAAUUAAACAAUCCUUUGUAUAAAUAUCAACCGUGUCUCAACUUGUUGUGUUCACAUGUCUUUUCUUCUGUUCGUUGACUUGAGUUCUCUCUCUCCUCCUCCUCUUUUUCUUCUUCAAUCUUGAUGGAUGCUAUUCUGCAAGUACCCGUUGAUGGGUUCAGAUUAGACAACGGUUCUGGAUCUUGCUGCAAACCAAGAAACAAUCUUGACUCCGGAACCAGCCGCUUCACCUGUUUCAAAGAAUCUGAAUCUCAGAGCCUUUCUUCUCCGACCGAAUCUACUGAAUCCCAGAACCCUUGUUCAACCGAAGAAUCUACGGUAUGUUCAACUAACCAUCCUGUUUUGAAGUAUAUCAAUGACAUGUUGAUGGAGGAAGAUAUUGAAGAACAGUCUUGUAUGUUGGAAGACAGUUUGGCUUUACAAGCGGCACAGAGAUCUUUCUUUGAAGUGCUUCACCAAGAUCAGACUCCUCCUCCUCCUCCUCCGCCUGAACAAAUCUCCGGCGAUCAAGACAACUGUUCUAUUGAAAACUUCAGCUCGAUAACGAGCUUAUUACAGCAACCAACCUUAGGUUUCACUGAGAUCUCUGAGGAAUCAACAAGAAGGUACCGCCUACGAGGUGAUGAUGAUGAAGAAGAUGAUCUCGAGAGUGAGCGGAGAUCAAAGCUCCCUGCAAUUUCUGCGGUGGAUGAGCUAGCUGAAAAGUUGGAGGAAGUGUUAUUGGUGUGUCAAAAGAAUGAUCAUGGGGAAGCAACACCGAACAAAACCGGACGAGCAAAGGGAUCACUGAACCGGUCCAAGGCUCAGAAGUCAGAUCAGCCAGUUGAUAUGCGUAAUCUCUUGAUGCAGUGCGCGCAAGCAGUGGCUAGCUUUGACCAGAGCAGAGCUUUUGAGAAACUGAAGGAGAUAAGGGAACACUCUUCUAGCCACGGCGACGCAACUCAGAGGCUUGGUUACCACUUCGCAGAGGCCCUUGAAGCACGCAUCACUGGAACCACGAAGACACCAGGAUUUGAUGUUUUGGGCAGAACACCGAUGAUUGACAUUUUGAAGGCGUACAAGGAGUUCGUUCAGUCUUGCCCUACCCUAGCAAUGUGUUACUACACUGCAAACAGAACUAUCUUUGAGCUUGCGUCCAAAGCAACCACACUUCACAUCGUUGACUUUGGGAUCCUCUAUGGAUUUCAGUGGCCUUGUCUGAUACAAGCCCUGUCGACCCGACCGGGCGGACCACCAAAGCUCCGUGUGACUGGCAUCGAGCUGCCUCAGCCAGGAUUCCGCCCAUCAGAGCGGGUAGAAGAGACUGGUCGGAGACUGAAACGAUUCUGUGACAAGUUCAGUGUCCCGUUUGAGUACAACUUCAUAGCCAAAGCUUGGGACACCAUAACUCUUGAUGAGCUGGUGAUCAAUAGUGGAGAGACAACAGUUGUCAACUGCAUCCUCAGGCUACAGUACACGCCUGAUGAAACCGUGUCCCUAAACUCUCCGAGAGACACGGCUCUCAGACUAUUUAGAGAUAUCAAUCCUGACCUCUUCGUGUUUGCAGAGAUUAACGGGAUGUACAACUCGCCCUUCUUCCUAACAAGGUUUAGAGAAGCCAUGUUCCAUUGCUCGUCCCUCUUUGACAUGUUUGAGAGCAACAUAUCAGAAGAGAAUGAUUGUAGGACCUUGGUGGAGAGGGAGCUAAUAAUAAAGGAUGCGAUGAGUGUGAUCGCCUGUGAAGGGGCUGAGCGGUUCGCGAGGCCAGAGACCUACAAGCAAUGGCAGGUUAGGAUCCUAAGAGCCGGGUUUAGGCCAGCGAAACUAAACAAACAGAUCAUGAAGGAAGGGAAGGAGUUGGUAAGAGAACGUUAUCACAAAGAUUUCGUGAUCGACAAUGAUAACCACUGGAUGUUUCAGGGAUGGAAAGGAAGAGUCCUCUAUGCUCUUUCCUGCUGGAAACCUGCUAAGAAGCAAUAAACUAUUUUGUAAUCAUUUUGCUUGAUUUUGUUAGAUUUGUUCUGUUUUUUUUGUUUGGUAAUGUUUUGUAGAAACUGUUGGAUUUUACUCUCUUAUAUCUAUGGAAUGCGUUCAUAUUGCAA
This is a messenger RNA of Raphanus sativus (radish), 2131 nucleotides long. Its product is annotated as scarecrow-like protein 30. The record is from RefSeq and is a predicted model, not a curated record. The transcript has a single exon. Gene Ontology annotation, biological process: regulation of DNA-templated transcription. NCBI's taxonomy places the organism in Eukaryota, Viridiplantae, Streptophyta, Magnoliopsida, Brassicales, Brassicaceae. Gene Ontology annotation, molecular function: sequence-specific DNA binding; DNA-binding transcription factor activity. Bases 174 to 2009 code for a protein of 611 amino acids. Gene Ontology annotation, cellular component: nucleus.